Messenger RNA from Prosopis cineraria, 668 nucleotides. RefSeq lists its product as uncharacterized. The transcript is spliced from 3 exons. NCBI's taxonomy places the organism in Eukaryota, Viridiplantae, Streptophyta, Magnoliopsida, Fabales, Fabaceae. The coding region runs from base 16 to 348 and encodes 110 amino acids. The record is from RefSeq and is a predicted model, not a curated record.
GUAAUCAAUAGUUCAAUGACAAACUUGUACUCGGUCCUCUUCUCUGUCUCUUUCAAUUGCUCAUCAUAUACUCUUGGAAUGAUCAUGGAGAAGAAAGGCUUUUUCAGGCUCUUGGUUUUCCUUCUGGGUCUUUUCUAUCUUGUCCUCGCUGUUGCUGUUCCAGCAACCAGAAUCAGCAAAGCUAGAGGAAUAGAUUCACCAGUGCCCCAUCUUACCAAGAGGACUGAGGUUGAGUUUGAGGAGGAAGGAAAUGGUGGGGAUGAGGGAAGAAUGAUGAUGACAAUGAUAGACUAUGCUGGGGCAAAAGCGAACCCAGCUCACGAUCCAAAAUCCCCAGGAAAACCAUAACCUCUUUGGUUUGGGAGGGAUUAGUUAUGGACUAUGGUUAAUCGAGCGCAGAUCACUGGGACGACUUCCAGGGUCAACAUAAUAUAUAGUCGUCGGUUUGAUGUGUGUUCAGUAUGUUCUUCUGCUAUCUAGCUAGUUAUAUAAUCUGAUGAUUUCUUUUUUCCGUAUGAUAUUUAACCUAUACAAGACAAUAUAUGUGUCGAUCAGUUGUUCUGGCUUUGUAUGUGAGAUAUUGUACCUGAUCCUUAUGCAUAAUGAUAGCUAGCUAGCUAUGGUGGCGUUUUUCUCUAGUAAUCAAUAAAGAGACAGAUAUAUGCUAA